This is a messenger RNA of Coccinella septempunctata (seven-spotted ladybird), 2509 nucleotides long. RefSeq lists its product as uncharacterized. The record is from RefSeq and is a predicted model, not a curated record. The coding region runs from base 55 to 1524 and encodes 489 amino acids. Gene Ontology annotation, biological process: positive regulation of Notch signaling pathway. Lineage: Eukaryota; Metazoa; Arthropoda; Insecta; Coleoptera; Coccinellidae. The transcript has 4 exons. Gene Ontology annotation, cellular component: nucleus.
GCCAAAAACAAAAAGAUUUCAGCACGUGUAUCCACUGUAUCCAGUGAGUUAUGAAUGUUUAAUUGUGAAUCGGACUUUCUCGAUAUGGAGUUUUGGAAUUCAAGAAAUAUUUUUGCUCCCCCUACUUACACCUAUGAGGCGAACGCGGAUGAUAUAGACAUUGGUCAUUUGAAGUCAAUUCUUCAAGAUGGAAUAAAAUUCUACAACGAUCAGAAUCUUUUGAAUAUGGAGACUGCUCUGCUGUCUAGAAUUGUCUAUAGAAUGAAAACAAAAUUCCGAAAUUCAAAAGACUUCCACACGUUCGAAAAGGUCAAAAGAAGUCUAACCAUAUAUGAAGAAAUGGACAUAUCCAAAAAAUUAGAGUAUUUUUUAUCAAUUUUACCAAGUUAUGAUUACCAUCAAGUGGUAGUUUCUCUACCAACGAAAAACAUGAUUGACUAUAUCUUAGUUCAACUUCAAGGAAUUGGUCAAAUAUUAACUAAAGCUAUUGACACCUGUAAACUCACCGUCAUAAUUUACGAACAUCGUUUGUACUUGGGUCAUUUUUGGCAGUUGGCGAUUAUUGCUAUAUCAAUAGUUUCACGAAUUCAUGUAUUAUGUCUGAACAUGGUAAAAUACACAUGCAUCCUCUAUGCAAGACUCCUCCCUUUUUCUCAUAAACUGAAGAAUGUCACAACCAAUUGGUUACCAAAGGAAUAUACUUUUCCAAAAGAUUUAAAAAGUUGGCUGAAUGUUGAAUGGUCUAAGUUGGAAGAGGUGAUUGAAGUUCCUGACGAUGAAUUUAAUAUGAGCUUCAUUGAUAUAGCUGGAGACUCUGAUGAUGAUGAUGUAGAAUAUAUAGAGCUUUCUGAUGUUUCCGACAUACUUGAAGAUUUUAAAAAGAUUCGCAAAACACUAGGAGUGAAAGAAAAUAUUCAUCAAACCCUCAGUCUUAAACAUUCAUUUACAUCAAAUGAGAUUGACUUAGGCGAAGAAAUACGUUUGUCUGAAGAAGACGAAGUUUGUGAAGCCGUAAUGGAAGCAAAUGAUGAGACAUCUGAUCAUAAGAAAGGAGAUGUAUCUGAUGGUACUGCUGAAAAUGAAAAUGGCAAAAAAUAUAUUUCUUCAGAAGAUGAACCCGUUCCGACGUCAGGAAUCCCCAAACAAAACAUUGAGGACAUCGAUAUUGGCGAAGUAAUUUCAUCAGAUGAUGAAAUUGUUGAUAAUCAAUCAGUGGAUCCCACUCCGUUGUCUAAAGAAAAGAAGACGAAAAAGAAUAAAAAGAAGGGAAGUUCUUACGCUAUGGUUAUUUCAUCCUCUGAAGAUGAAGACAGUGUGCAGUUUGUAGCAGAAAGUCUUGAAACAAAGAAGCCUUUUGCGACAACUGAUUUUAUUCCUCUCGGAGCUUCUACACCAUUUGUAGGAAAAAAAAAGAACAAGAAAUUGAAGAAGGGUGUGGUAGAAGGCAGGAUUGGAGUGUCGAAACAUAGGUCAAAUACACGCCCUGAAGCUCCAUUGGUGGAAAUCUCUGCAUCAAGCUCUUGAAGUUGAGUUGAGUUCCCAUCAAUUUCUGGUAGUAUAAGAACAUUACAUUAUCAAUGUUCAAAGUUGAAUAUACCUCGAAUUCUUCGUGCAGUCUAUUAAUUUUUUCCCUAUUAAUGAGAGGUAAAAUAGGUAGCCAAAUUUUUUCAUCAUCAGUCCUCAGUUGACCAUUCCAGGAAACGUGGUUUUUUACUGGAACUUGUACAUUAUUUUGUUCGCUUUCUUGUUCCGUUGCGGCAGCAAAUUGAUUGUCCUCUAUAGGUUUUGGAACUAAUUGUAAAAUUCGACUAGCGCGUGAGCUCAUUAUGAAGAGAAUUCAUAACUAUAUAAUCGUCCGGGAAAAACAAUCACAAUUCCGAGACACCUACGAAUUUGUCCGUGGAAAAAAGUAACAAAACGAAAUCACCUGCACUCAGUCUGAAAGCGUGGACAGUACUGAGUUGUUCCUUCCUUCCCUGGACUAUUAGCAUUUUCCCCAACCAUAGAAUAAAGAAACAGCGCUUUGUAUGUGGCGAAGGGGCCAACUAGAAAAGGGUUACUUCCUGAGCUCUAUUUACGAGAAUCGUACAUGUUUGUCUACAAGAUCACCAAUAAUCUCUUGAAGAACGGCCUAACAGUGGAGAGCAACAUCAUCCAUCAAUAUAAUACAAGAAAUAGAGACAGAUUCAAGCUGGAUAAAAACACAAAAACAAACUAUGGUAGAAGAAGACCUAGCUAUGCCGCUGUAGAACUUUAUAACAAAUUGCCCCUUGCCAUCAGAUCUUCCAAAUCGCUGGGGACAUUUCGAACUGGUAUACGAGAACAUUUAGUUUUGUGAUUUUAUUGUUAAUAUUCAAUAUUUCUAACUUGUAAUAAGGAAUUUAUGUAGCAAAUGAAUUUAUACCUUGUUAAUAUUUCUGUGAGAACAACUGUAUAUUGAUUAACAGAAUAAACUUCAUUAUUAUUAUUAUUGUGUAGAAGGAUAAAAAAAAUAAACGUUAUACAUAAA